CUAUCGCCUGCCCUAUCGCCCUAUCGCCCUAUCGCGGCUGUGCCUUAACCACUAACCCGCUGGCCGCUAACAACUGCCUGCCGCCCUCGACUAUUCACUUCGUUAAACACCACGGUUGAAUUUUGUCUGCAGUAAAAUCAUAUCAAAAUGGCAGAGAUAAUUGAUGAGCCCAUCCAGCUCUCAUUCCCCCUGCCGCGGUCUUUGGAUACGAGGAUUCAUCUGCGCUUGACCAUCAAGUCAAAAGUCAUCAUGUUAUUUCUCACAACUGUAGCUGCAGAUGAGGAAGACCAAUCAGUUCCAAUGGGAUCUUUCGUCUACGCUUUGCCUGACAAAUAUAACCCAAGCCAGCCGCUUUCAACAACUAUCUUCGCUGUAGAAGCAACGCUAGAGUUUACUACUCGCCUGGCCAAAAUCCUAGUCAAGAAAACACAAAUGCCAGUGUAUGUGGGAAAUUCCAUCAGCUUUGCCAAUACCGGACUGGGAGGCACGGUAGAGGAGGAAAUGGAAGCUCUGAAAAGAGUUGUUGAUAUUUCACUUGAUAAACUCCAAGGCGUUGUCAAAUCGCCUGGCGUCCUACCAAACGGAACGGGUAGUUCUUAAGGACGCCCCUGAGAGCAGAUACAUACUCUCUUGUGCAGAAUCUCAACCUCUGACCACGGCAUUUCGAAAACAAAAUCAGGUAUACGAACUGCUUGAAAGGUCAUCCAGCGUCUACCAGCAUAUGAGCUUCUAGACACCGAAAACUCAUACUAAGUAAUCCGUCGAGAGGGUUGCCCGAGCAUCGAGUGUCACAUUGAUCAACGGACUA
Daldinia loculata is the source of this 808-nucleotide messenger RNA. RefSeq lists its product as uncharacterized. The record is from RefSeq and is a predicted model, not a curated record. Gene Ontology annotation, biological process: proteasome assembly. NCBI's taxonomy places the organism in Eukaryota, Fungi, Ascomycota, Sordariomycetes, Xylariales, Hypoxylaceae. The transcript is spliced from 2 exons. The coding region runs from base 148 to 600 and encodes 150 amino acids.